AUGGUUGAUCUUUUGAUAGAAGCUAUUAAAACUUUUAGAGAGGGCACAGAAUUGUUGGGGGAAGACAAUCUAUUUGAUGUGAAGGCUUUAGAAGAACCGAAUCAGCAGAAAAAAUCACUGAAGAACUACAAUCUUUCGUUAGAAUUCAGCAAAUUAGAAAAGAUUUUGUUCACAGCGAUGUUGACGAACAAUUGCUUUUUUCUGUUCCUUUUACUGGUUUUUUAUUAA
This is a messenger RNA of Meloidogyne enterolobii, 228 nucleotides long. Lineage: Eukaryota; Metazoa; Nematoda; Chromadorea; Rhabditida; Meloidogynidae. The record is from the annotation of a GenBank genome assembly.